Molecule: messenger RNA, 918 nt
Organism: Lodderomyces orthopsilosis Co 90-125
Lineage: Eukaryota; Fungi; Ascomycota; Pichiomycetes; Serinales; Debaryomycetaceae
Exons: 1
Coding region: 1-918 (305 amino acids)
Molecular function (GO): oxidoreductase activity
Source: RefSeq, a predicted model, not a curated record
AUGACUCAAUUUCCUGUUAGUUUCGGCUAUUGUGAUCAACAAUAUACAAAAACUAUCUAUAACAUCAUGUCUCUUUCGGCUUCCAAAUUCAUUCUUAGUAACGGAAACGCAAUUCCUGCGGUCGCUUUUGGCAUUAGUGCAAAACAUUUCAAGCAUGGUCACGGUGAGUUGGACAAGCAAUUGAUUGGCACUUUGGAGCUCGCUUUAAAGGGGGGUGUAACUCAUAUCGAAGGCGCUGGAUCUUACGAGACCAACGAAGAGGUUGGAAUCGCUUUAAAAAAUCUGAUGGUCAAAAGAAACGAAGUUUUCAUCACCGCUGAGUAUCUUCCUAAUGAAGAAAAGCAUCUUAAGCAUCACAACCCAUACGAAGAGUUGAAAUCCGACUUGAAGGACUUGGGUCUGUCAUAUGUUGAUUUGUAUCUCCUUCAUCAGGAAGUCUCUAAGGGUGGGCCUGGUUUGAUGAAGCAAUGGAGUCAUAUGGAAAGAUUGAAAGAGGAAGGGUUAGCCCAUAGUAUUGGUGUGUCAAACUUUGGCGUCGAAGAUUUGAAUCAACUCUUGAACUCAAAAACAAAAUGGAAACCGGUAGUUAACCAGAUCGAAUUCAAUCAUUAUUUGCACGAUGAUACUCCUGGAAUUGCUGAAUUUUGUCAAGAUCAGGGUGUCUUGGUUGAAGCUUAUGCUGUUGUGUGUCACAAUAAGUCACUCCACUACGUAUUGACAAAGUUGGCAGACAAGUACGACAAGAAUAGUGAUCAAAUUUUAUUGAGAUGGGUAAUUCAAAAGGGGUUGUUACCAAUCACCACAGCCUCCAAGGAGGAGCAUAUGGAAGAUAUUGUAAAUGUUGUCAACUUUGACUUAGAAGAGGGGGAUGUGGAGGAAAUAACAAGGGUUGCAAGAAAGAAGAAUCAUUUUAAGUAG